Messenger RNA from Pediculus humanus corporis (human body louse), 2109 nucleotides. Its product is annotated as serine/threonine protein phosphatase 2A regulatory subunit A, putative. Gene Ontology annotation, molecular function: protein phosphatase regulator activity. Gene Ontology annotation, biological process: protein dephosphorylation. NCBI's taxonomy places the organism in Eukaryota, Metazoa, Arthropoda, Insecta, Psocodea, Pediculidae. The transcript has 9 exons. Bases 1 to 2109 code for a protein of 702 amino acids. The record is from RefSeq and is a predicted model, not a curated record.
AUGGUUCCGUUGAUUGGUAAAGAAGCAACAGAAAAAUAUUUCCUACACGUGUUCGUUCUCCAGUGCUCGAAUCCCGGUUAUUUGAUACGGAGGAAAUGCGUGAAAAGUUUGGGAGAUUUUUGCGCUGUGGUCGGAAUGGAAACCACAGAAAAAUAUCUGGUGGAUCCUUUCGUCAAAUUGUGUCAGGAUGAUUAUUGGGAAGUGAGAGCUUGUUGUCCCGCCGUUGCCGUUCCCGUGUCUUGUACCUGUUCGUUGGAAAAAAGGAAAACCGUUUUGGCGGAUGCAUACGCGGAACUAUUGCUCGAAAUCGAACCUCACGUCCGAUGUUCCGCCUACGUAUUUUUAGGUGCCUUCAUAUGCACAUUCGCCGAUCCGAGCAUAACAAAAUUGGAUUACAAUGAAAAUGGGAAAUUGAUUUUCGUGAGUCAGGAAGGAUACGAAUUUCGGACAGCCGAAGUUUAUUACAAUUAUUCGAAAGGGAUUAAAUGGGAAAGGGAUAUGAGAGAUGGGAAACCUUAUUUCAAAGAAGCUCCAGAAGAUCAAACGUUAAAUGCAUCGAAAGCUUUAUUAUACUUUGUACAGAACGAAAAUGGGCCGCCGUUAAACGUGCAAGGCGCCAGCAAUAGUAAUAAUAAUAGUAAUAAUAACACGAAUCAAAGUUUUACGGAAACGACGGAUCAGUCGGUGUCUGGAAUUUCGUGGAAAUCGGAAGAAGAUGGCGGCGGCAAUUGGUGGACCAAGAGUCAAAUCCCUUCGGCGGACGAGGAUGAAGCAAACGAUUUAUACAACACAUUCCGAUUUUGGAGAGUGCCAUUGGAUGUUUUGGAUACGUACGAAUCAUCCGAACCCGAACAAGACGACAUAAGAACGGAUCUCAAUAAUUUAGACAACGAACUAUCUAGUUUGUCGGAAAAAUUGGCAGAAUGUUCGACGGAAAGUUUAGACGUGAAAACGGAAUCUCCGGUAUCGUGUUCAUCGAGUUCGGAUUCGGGUUGGAAUAGUGGAGAAACGACGACUCACGUCGAAUCCGUCACGUCAUCAUCAUCAUCAUCAGCAGCAGCAGAAGAAAAAAAAGACAGUCAAUCGCCUCAGCAGUCGGAGGAAAGCGAGGAAACUUCUCCAAAAGUCAAUCUUCCCGAUCAGAAUAUAGUUCCUCAAGUUUUGUUGGAUAGUUUCGUAUCGAUGACGUCACCUCUCCUCGGAGAUGUUUUCGAUAAGGAAAUGGCUCAAGAUUAUGCUUAUUGCCUUCCAGCUGUUGCCUUAACGUUGGGACCCAGCAAUUGGCCUUACAUAAAAAACGCGUACAAAUGUUUGUCGAUGAACAUACAGUGGAGAGUUCGGAAAACGGUCGUUUCAAGCAUACACAAAUUGGCGUCGUUGGUGGGCGAGGAAGUUGCAUCCAAGGAUUUGGCUCCCAUAUUCGAAAGUUUCAGCCGGGAUUUGGACGAAGUCAAAGUGGGAGCUCUCGAACAUUUGGCGGAUUUUUUAAAUCUCGUUCAACCGUCGACUCGAACCGCGUUUCUACCCCGUUUGAAAGAUUUUCUAGAAAUGGAAUUCGAUUACAAUUGGAGGUACCGGGAAGAAUUCGGGGAACAGUUGAGACUUUUGAUCAAAUUGUACGGUCCGUCGGAUUGGUUGGAAUAUUUCGAACCCCUCGCGACUCUCCUUCUAUGCGAUAAAGUGGCCACAGUUCGUCACAAAGCAGUCACGCUGUUUUUGGAAUUGAUUGUGAAUUUGUCGUCGAAUCCGGAGGAUCAGAGCAAAUUGUUUAACAUAUUGCUGAGGGAUUUCGCGAAGAGUUCGUCGUGGAGACGACGACAGAUAUUCGUUCAUCUUUGUUCGGAAAUAGCGAGAGAGAAAGCGUUGAGUGAUGAUGAUUUUUGUAGGAUAUUGCUCGAUUCCCUUUUGGUAUUGAGCAAGGAUGCCGUUCCCAACGUGGGUUUGUGCGUCGCCAAAUGUUUGUCCAGUGAUAUUUUAUGUUUUAUUAACUCGUCUAGUCCUUAUUUUUCAAUCAUUGUUGAAACUUUGGAAAAAUUAAAAUGUGAUGAAGAUCCAGAUGUUAGGUAUUACGCAUCCGAAUGGACAGGAGAGGGAAAAGAGAACACGUAG